CAGAGGCACCAUCUCCCUUGGCUCUAGUACAUCAGAAACACAGAAGGACCAAAGCCUCUAUCAAUCUGUUGUCCAUCAUGUGGGCGAUGGGACUCUGGGCCAAGUUAUGUGUACUGUGGGGAAUGUCAGUUGCUCCAGCCUUGGUGAUAGCCGGCCUGAUCCCAAGAACAUUUUCCUCAAGUCCUUUAGGAAAAGAAUUUGUCACAGCUUUCAUGCAGAACGGCUUGCCACGAACAUCCCACGGGGAUUUCAAGCUGAUUAUCUCAGGGUAUGCUCCUGAAACAUCUGUCACUAUCUACAUGAAACGGCCGGCAUUGAGGGCAGUGAUCCAGGUGAAUGAGGGUCAAACCCUGUCUGCGACAAUCCCACGUGAAGCAGAGAUGGUCGGAACCGGUUUGUUUGACAGCACGGUCAUUGUCCGGGCCGACAAAGAUAUCUCUGUCCACUCCGUCAAUAGCAAGCCUACCUCAGUUGAUACUACCAUUGUCUAUCCGGUGACAAGCUUAGGAACCGAGUAUUACAUCGUCACUCCAACCGUAGGCACAGAUCGCUACCGAGAGUUUGCCAUCAUUGCCUGGGACGAGCCCACAUCCGUUGACAUCCACCUGAAAGGGACUGUGACAUUUCAGAGGAAAAAAUAUUUCCACGGGGACAAGAUCUCCAUUGCACUUAGUCCUUACCAAGCUGUCCAGCUACAAAGCGAGGUGGACGUCUCCGGGACUAAAAUAGUCUCUCAGAAACCAGUGGCUGUCUACAGCGGCCACACGUGCGUCUCUAGACAAGUCUCUUGUGACCAUGUUUCUGAGCAGCUGUUGCCUGUUUCUAGCUGGGGUACCGACUUCAUCGUCCCCUCUCUUCCCUUUGACACGGAGUAUGACAUAGUGUAUGUUUCUACUUCCCAAAAAACUCAGGUUGACACCCAAAUUGGGGCAAGCAAGAGCAACCGAGACUUGACUGCUGCUCGAGCACACUUGUACGGCAUUCAAGGCUCGACCGCCAUGUCCCUCUCGGCUAACUCGGGCAUUCAAGUUACCUUCUUCAGUGACGGUGGCACUCAUGGUAGCCUCCACUAUGACCCUUUCUUCAUGGCAAUCCCUCCGGUCUCUAGUUACUGUCAAGCCUACAACAUUUAUGGGUAUGACCAUUUUGAGAACUACGCGCUGAUCAUUGCCAAAUCAUCGGAGACUUCUGGGAUCACCCUGGACAAGCGACCACUGAGAAAUCUCCACUGGAAUCCAGUUCCUGGCACUGAAUUCUCCUGGGCAUCACACAGCUUAGGCCACAGAUACACAGUCCAUGUAGUGGAGCACCCCACCUCCCUCUUUGGGCUGCUGAGUGUUGGGGUUGGAAACGGGAAGGCAUACGGCUCCCCAGCAGUUUGCGCAAAAGAUCCCUGCAAAACACUGCAAUGCCGAACAAAGGAAAUGUGCCAGGUGCAGAAUGGUCAAGCGAGCUGUGUCCAUGAGUACAUGGGAACCUGUUGGGGCUCCACAUCCCAAGAUGUUCGGACGUUUGAUGGCCUCAUCGUAGACCUCCAAUAUCUUUGCACCUACACCCUUGUGAAGUCCUGCAGCGGUGACCCUGACCUUGUACCUUUCACAGUUGAAGAGAAGAGCAGCCCCUCCGACCACAAGGCCUCCUCCAAGAUGCAGCUAACCCGUAUCAACGUGUAUGAUUACAACAUCACCAUUAACAAAGGAGAUGAUGCCCAGAUCAUGGUAAACGGUGCAGUGGCCAGCCUCCCAACCAUCCUGCAAGACGGAAAAAUCAAAAUCUUUGAGAACAGCGGGCAGCCCAUCAUCGAAAGAAUCCCCUUCCAGCCUAAGACGGUCCACACCUGCCCUGACAACAGUCACUACGAGUCCUGUGGAAGUGCCUGCCCAGCUACCUGUUCUGACCAAUCGGCUCAUUCCACCUGCAAAUUGCCCUGUAUGGAGACCUGUCAGUGUGACGACGGUUACGUCCGCCACGACAACAAAUGCAUCCCUGUAGAGAGCUGUGGCUGCAUCUCCAGCAGCGUCCACCACAUGCCUGGGGAGGAGUUCUGGGCUGAUGAGAACUGCCAGUCUCGUUGCAAGUGUGAUCCUAACCUAGGGAAAGUGAAGUGUUGGAAAGCAGGCUGCAAAGCCAAUGAGAAAUGCACCCUGGUGGACGGCGUGCGCCGCUGCAAGGGAACGACGUACUCCACCUGCAUAGGAACUGGAGACCCUCACUACACUACCUUUGAUGGAAGGAAGUACGACUUCCAGGGGAGCUGCGUUUAUCAGAUGGCGGACGUCUGCUCCCAGGACCCCACCCUCACACCAUUUUCGGUCACCGUAGAGAACAACCACCGAGGCAACAAGGCAGUGUCCUUCACCAAAGUAGUAACGUUGGAUGUCUACAACAUGACCAUCAGCCUGAGCCAAGACCAUCCACGCAGGAUUCAGGUCAACGGGGUCUUUGUGGACCUGCCCUUCUCCUAUGAAGAUAAGCUGAAGGUCUACAUCAGUGGAGUCCAUGGCUUCAUCAAAACAGACUUUGAUCUGAGAGUCAGCUUUGACUGGUACAGCUAUGCCAGGGUCAUCAUACCUAACACUUAUGCCAAUGCGAUCUGUGGACUCUGCGGCAAUGCCAAUCAGGAUCCCGGAGAUGACUUCACCAUGAAGGAUGGUACUCAGGCGAAGGACGAAAUCCAGUUUGCAGAGAGCUGGAAAGUGAAGGAUGUCCCCGGGUGCUCAGCGGGAUGUACCAGUAACUGCCAAGUGUGCGGGGAGGCUGAGAAGCAGCCCUACAAGAGUAACAAGUAUUGUGGGGUCCUCAUUCAAAAGAAUGGACCAUUCAGGCAGUGCCAUGAAGCCAUUGACCCAACGUCCUUCUUUGAUGACUGCGUCUUUGACACCUGUAUGUACAAGGGUCACCACGAUACCCUGUGCAGUGCCAUCAGUGCCUACGUGACAGCCUGCCAAGCUCAGGGCACCCAGGUUGGGCCAUGGCGAUCAGCCUCUUUCUGCAGUCCUCCCUGCCCACAGAAUUCCCACUAUGAGCUCUGUGGAAAUGGCUGCCCCUCCACUUGCCACGACCUCUUAGCACCAGAAACAUGCGAGGAUUCUUGUGUAGAAGGAUGCUUUUGUGACUCGGGAUUCGUCCUCAGCGGGGAUCAGUGUGUCCCUCUUGCAGACUGUGGCUGCGUGCACCGUGGCAGAUACUACAAAAGGGGAGAGGGCUUCUACCCGGACUCUUCCUGCCGGGAGAAAUGUCGCUGCAUGGACCACAGAGCUGUCAAGUGUGAAAAGUUCUCCUGCGGAUCACAUGAGGAAUGCAGGGUGGAAAAUGGCGUCCAAGGCUGCCACCCAGUGGGAUACGGAACAGCUAUAGCAUCAGGCGACCCUCAUUACAUUUCCUUUGAUGGACGGAGUUUCGAUUUCCAUGGCUCCUGCACUUACACCUUGGCCGAAGUGUGCAGCCAGGAUCCUCAGCUAGAGCCCUUCUCAGUCUUGCUGGAGAACGAGAAGUCCAAGGAGAGUCCAGCAGUUCUCACAAGGAGUGUUGUCAUUUCCAUUCAUGGGCACACUGUUGUCCUUGAGAGAGGAAUGAAGUGGAAGGCGACGGUGGAUGGAGAGCUACACACACUGCCAAUGAACAGGGACGAGGGGAAACUCUGGAUUACCCAGGAGGGGAACAAUAUCAUUAUCCAGUCUUCCACUGGCUUCACAAUCCUUUACGACACUCUCUCUUUUGUCCGUGUAUCUGUCCCCGGCACUUACCAAGGACAGAUGUGUGGUCUGGGCGGUAACUUCAACGGUAACGCAAAUGACGAUUUCAUGCUACCCGAUGGAAAAACUGCUCAAAGCGUGGUUGAGUUUGGGGCCUCUUGGAAGGUUCCCGUGGAUGGCGCCAGUUGCUCUGACAGCUGCGGUGAGCAAUGCCCUACCUGUGACGCUGCCAAGAUUUCACAGUGUGAGACUUCCUGUGGCAUCCUCCGAUCCCAGUUGGGCCCAUUCAGAGACUGUCACCCCUUGGUCAACCCUGAUGUGUACUUCAGCCAUUGUGUAUACGACACAUGUGCAGCCAAUGGAACUGAAGAAGCCCUCUGCCGUAGCCUCCAGGCCUAUGCAGCAGUAUGCCAAAUGAGGGGAGCCUUGAUUGAAGACUGGAGAACAUCCUCCUUUUGUCCUCUCUCCUGCCCAGCCAACAGCCACUAUGAGCUAUGCACCCGAACCUGUGAUUAUACCUGUGCUGCGCUAUCGGCUCCGUCUCAGUGCACCGGGGAGUGCUUUGAAGGGUGCCAGUGUGAUUCUGGGUACGUGUUCGAUGGGGAGGAAUGCGUCUCCAUGGACAAGUGUGGCUGUUCGUACGACGGGUGUUACAUCAAGGCUGGAGAGACCAUCCUCUCCAGCAACUGUUUGGAGAAAUGCACCUGUCACCCCUCAAGCCAGCUCAUCUGUCAGAAGACCAGCUGUGGCGUUGGAGAGACCUGUGCCCUCACUGGCAAAGUGCGCAGCUGUGUCAAGCUGGAAGGGCAAUGCUCGCUCAUGCCCGGAGCCUGGCUCACCUCUUUUGACGGUGCCAGAGGCAAACUCCUCUCCACUGGGGUCUACAAGCUAGCCUCCUAUUGCUAUGAGAACUCCCCCUCCUGGUUCAAGGUGGUGGUGGAUGUCAGUGAAUGCAACGAGGACAGUGUGCCAGCUGGCACCGCCAUCUAUGUCUUCUUCCGGGAAGCAUUCAUCACAGUGACCAACCACAUGGAGGCUUGGGUCAAUGGGCUUCUAGUGCAGCCCCCGCUGAACGUCUCUGAAGCCGUGUCCAUCACCCAGUCUCAAGACACCAUUGUCAUCCACCAGAGGCCCAGGAUGCACAUCUCUUUCAGUCCCAACGGCAAAGUAUCGGUGAGAGUCAGUGACAGCCUGUCAGGAAAGAUGUGUGCUCCUUGUGGGAACUUCAACGGAGACAUCUCAGACGACUUCAGGCUACCCAGUGGUCAGAUCGCAGGUGAUGUCGCGGAGGUCAUGGACGCCUGGAAGGCCAGAGACUUCUCAGAGUGUUAUUAACAACUGGAAAGUCAGAUACUUCUUAAGAUUGUCAUUUCUGAAAAGCCGUAUGGAACCACCUGUUGGACCUCACAAGCACCUUCGGAGGCUACACUUGGUAAAAAUAAAUUAGGCCACAGCCAGGAACGUGAAGGAAUGCACCAUCAUGUCAAAAUACGGCCCUGUGCCAAAUUAAUAGGGUGGAUCUAUCAAUGGUUAUAAGCGAUUAUUCCUAAGAAUGGGACUUCCAUGUUCAGAGGCAGUGUACCUGUGUGUACCAGAUGCAAUGGACAAACAGCAGGGAUGGUUAUCACCUGCAUUUCCUGCUUGAAAGGUGCCCUCCACCAUCUCGCUGGCCCCCUUGGGUGUCAGUGUGCCUGGGGGUAGACGGACACUGGGUCUGACCCAGCAAGCCUCCUUUGAUGUCAUUUCUAUUGAGCAUGCCCCAAUGAUUUGAGAAUUUUGAAGGGGAUCUCCUUCCCUUGCUGCCUUGUAAAUUGCAGCAUGUUCCACAAUAAAAAUGUAGAAAGGCAUUGCGCUCUAACCAGCAAUUGUAAAUGUCAGCAGACUUAAGAAUGAAGAAGGAAGCUCUGUGA
Molecule: messenger RNA, 5605 nt
Organism: Gekko japonicus
Lineage: Eukaryota; Metazoa; Chordata; Lepidosauria; Squamata; Gekkonidae
Product: IgGFc-binding protein-like
Exons: 14
Coding region: 78-5030 (1650 amino acids)
Molecular function (GO): protein binding
Source: RefSeq, a predicted model, not a curated record